Elaeis guineensis (African oil palm) is the source of this 1634-nucleotide messenger RNA. Its product is annotated as mRNA-decapping enzyme-like protein. Gene Ontology annotation, cellular component: P-body. Gene Ontology annotation, biological process: deadenylation-independent decapping of nuclear-transcribed mRNA; positive regulation of catalytic activity; deadenylation-dependent decapping of nuclear-transcribed mRNA. The record is from RefSeq and is a predicted model, not a curated record. Lineage: Eukaryota; Viridiplantae; Streptophyta; Magnoliopsida; Arecales; Arecaceae. Gene Ontology annotation, molecular function: enzyme activator activity; mRNA binding.
CCCCCCGCCCCCGCCCCCCCCUCACCCUUUCUCAACUUCCAUAUUCUUUUUGACUUUUUGUAUUCGACCGAAUCGAAACCCUUUUCGGUAUUUCUCGCCGGCGAUGAGCCCCCGUCAAUCCUCCAAGAAUUAAGGGCUAGGCUUAGUGUUAGGGUUUAGGGUUUGGGAUUGGGUCUACGAGGAUGUCGCAGAACGGGAAGCUGACGCCCAACCUUGAUCAGCACAGCACCAAGGUGCUCAACCUCACCGUCCUCCAGCGGAUCGAUCCCUACGUGGAGGAGAUCCUAAUGACCGCCGCCCACGUCACUCUCUACGAAUUUAACAUAGAUCUCAACCAAUGGGCUAUUGCUUUCUGUUUAUGGCAGAGCCGCAAGGACGUGGAAGGAUCGCUCUUCGUCGUCAAGAGGAAUACACAGCCUAGAUUUCAGUUCAUUGUCAUGAACCGACGCAACACAGAUAACCUGGUGGAGGAUCUCUUGGGAGAUUUUGAGUAUGAAGUCCAGGUUCCAUAUCUAUUGUACAGAAAUGCAGCUCAGGAAGUUAAUGGAAUAUGGUUUUACAACUCACAUGACUGUGAAGCAAUCGCAAAUCUUUUCAGCAGGAUACUUAAUGCAUAUUCCAAAGCCCCCCAAAAGCCUAAAGUAUCUUCAACAAAAAGCAGCGAGUUUGAGGAACUGGAAGCUGUUCCUCAUUUAUCUGUCAUUGAAGGUCCACUAGAGCCACCAAAAGCAUCUGCCACUGCACCAGUUCCAGAUGUUUCUGAUGAUUCAUUUGUGAACAUCUUCAGUGCAGCUACGAGUAUUGGAAAUGCAUCAAAUGCAGUGGUUGCAGCACAACCACACCAACCUUCUGCACCUACCCCUUUAUCUUCACACACACCAAGUGUUACUCCAUCCCCAUUGCGAACAAUUCAAUCCACCCCUACUCUGCCAACUUCAUCUACUUCUGUGAUGCCUGCUGUUGAUGCUCAUGAAUCCAGCGGUGGCAGUGAUAGUCAUGCUACAAAUCUUGUUAAACCUUCACUUUUUUCAGCUACACCAUCUUCUGCAUUGAUGAUGCCACCAAUUUCAUCUUCCAUGCCGACUGCCCCACCACUUCAUCCUCCUGUGACCAUGCAGCACCCAUAUGGUACUCUAUUACUUCAACCCUUUCCACCACCUACACCUUCUUCACUCACUCCAGAUCCAAACUAUGGCCCAGUUGUUACAAGAGACAAAGUCCGUGAUGCAUUGGUGAGGCUUGUGCAGAAUAACCAAUUCAUCGAUAUGGUAUUUCGGGAGAUGCUGAAUGCACAUUAUUCAUGAUAGACCUCGUUUGUUCAUGCAGCCUCUUUGUCGUGUGCUUUAAAGAUAGGCCGGUGUAAAUCAUUUGAGUGGUAGCUAGCUAGUCGUGGGAACCUUUUUUUACCAAGCUUCUUAUCUGCCAGCAGAAGACUGAAUGUGUGAUUGGCUUAAGUAACUCCCUGAAUGUGAAUAUAGUAGAAUUGGCCGUCUCAAGUUUCUUGCUUGACAGCAGCCAAUCUCUUGCUGACCAAAGAUGCUUCAUAAUUCUUGCAGUUCAUAGAUACUAGUUGUGAGUUUGUGCUUUUAUAACAAGUCUAUCUCUAAGUCCAAUGAUUGACUGUUCUAAAUUUU